Molecule: messenger RNA, 1405 nt
Organism: Ziziphus jujuba (common jujube)
Lineage: Eukaryota; Viridiplantae; Streptophyta; Magnoliopsida; Rosales; Rhamnaceae
Product: GDSL esterase/lipase At5g03610-like
Exons: 5
Coding region: 8-1171 (387 amino acids)
Molecular function (GO): hydrolase activity, acting on ester bonds
Source: RefSeq, a predicted model, not a curated record
GUAGUUGAUGCCAUUUUGGACCUUUUGUGCCCCGAAUCUCAUUCACAAUUCACCUGGUUCCUUGUUCUUCUUCCAAAUUUGCUUAUACUGUUCUGUCCUAUUGACGAUGGAUAAACAAACAAUCAUAUUCAUCUCUUUCUGUUGCUUUCUAUUUGCAGGUAUUAUUUGCUUUCUAUUUACAGAAGGUGGUGCAAGAAGGACAAAACUUGAAGGUCACAGUGGCUCUGUAAAGCUGUUUGUAUUUGGAGACUCCUAUGCGGAUACAGGCAAUAGUAAUAAAUCUUAUGCUGUCUCAUGGAAACAACCUUACGGAAUUACUUUCCCCAGAAAACCAGCCGGCCGCUUCUCCGAUGGCCGUGUGCUUACUGAUUACUUAGCUUGGUCUUUGGGCAUAAGAUCUCUGGUUCCAUACACAAGAAGAGGAGAUGUGGAGAAAUGGGAAGUACAAAAUGGAAUGAACUUUGCAUAUGGAGGGACAGGUGUUUUCAACACAUUGGAGAAAGCUCCAAAUAUGUCUACCCAAAUCAGCUUUUUUCAACAGCUACUUCAACAAAAAUGGUAUACCAAACAAGACCUUAACUCCUCCAUUGCUCUUCUAUCCCUUGCUGGCAAUGACUAUGGCACUUUUGUUGUUAACCAUGGCAACAACCCAAAGGAUAUGUCAGACUUCAGCAAAUUAGUAGUUAACCAACUUGCUGACAAUAUAAAGCAAAUACUGAGCUUGGGGGUGAGAAAAAUAGCAGUUACUACAAUACAUCCAUUGGGAUGUUUGCCUCAGAUAACUAUAUAUUCAUCUUGGAACUCCUGCAAUCACGAUUGGAACUUGCUUUCAAAUUUUCACAACCAACAACUUUGGCAACGAAUGCAAAGUCUGAACAAUACUCUUCAAACUGAUCAGAAGAAGAAUGUAAUUGUUGUUUUGGACCUCUAUACUGCUUUUCAGUCCGCGUUUGCAAAGCAAAAGAACAUCACAGGAAAUCCACUGAAGCCUUGUUGUGUUGGUAUAAGUAAUGGAUAUGGAUGUGGGAGUGUUGAUCAAAGUGGGGCAAAGAAGUACAGCGUAUGCAAGAAUCGGGAGCUGUCUUUCUUCUGGGACAUGAUUCAUCCUUCACAGAAAGGCUGGCAUGCUGUUUAUUCAGAACUUCAACCUUCUCUUUACAAAUUAUUUUAGCUACAAAUGUAAGAUAUAGCAGGAGCAUUUACUAGCUCCAUCAGACUUGUAUUGAAUGCUUAGCACCCUUAUCACCAGUAACAAGCCAUUUGCAUGAUAAACAUAAACCGUCCGACGGAGGCAGGUACAUCAUUACUGCAUAAUAUGUAUAUGGUCAAACAUCCUUUUAUCUUUCUGGCUAUAACGUUUUGGAUUGCAAUGGAAUCUCAAGUUUAAUCAAAAGGAAAUUAUCAA